This is a messenger RNA of Schistocerca cancellata (South American locust), 1290 nucleotides long. RefSeq names its product synaptotagmin-10-like. Gene Ontology annotation, biological process: cellular response to calcium ion; calcium-ion regulated exocytosis; regulation of dopamine secretion. Gene Ontology annotation, molecular function: calcium-dependent phospholipid binding; SNARE binding; calcium ion binding. The transcript has 9 exons. The record is from RefSeq and is a predicted model, not a curated record. Bases 1 to 1182 code for a protein of 393 amino acids. Lineage: Eukaryota; Metazoa; Arthropoda; Insecta; Orthoptera; Acrididae. Gene Ontology annotation, cellular component: membrane.
AUGGUGCAGGAGGACGCAGAAUGUAGUUUCCGGAUGCCGCGAUGUAGGGAGCCAGGACCAACAUUCAGAUAUCUAACGCUGGUGCUGCGUCAGACGACGCUGCCGUCGGUGCCGACGCGCCACCAGACGUUCCAGAGGCAGCUGUCGCACCGGCUGGACCUGCCCAACAUCCAGUUCAGCGUCUGCAGCCUCGGCCCGCGCCCCGACACCGGCAUUGGUCUCAUCAAGCCUGAGCUGUACAAGAAGGAGAUGAUGGCCCGUCAGUCUUCCACGGACAGCUCCAGCACCGAGAUGGAGUAUUGCGGCAAACUCCACUUCGCCCUCAGAUACGACCAAGACAUCGAGGGGCUCAUAGUUAAGGUGCUGGAGGCUCGCGACCUGCCUGUGAAGGACAUGAUGGGCAGCAGCGACCCAUACGUCAAGGUCUACCUGCUGCCGGACCGCAAGAAGAAGUUCCAGACCAAGGUGCACCGCAAGAACCUCAACCCCAUUUUUAACGAGACCUUCAUCUUUAGUGUUCCGUACGACGACCUCCGCCACCGGUACCUGCAGUUCUCCGUCUACGACUUCGACCGGUUCUCCCGCCACGACCUGAUCGGGCAGGUGGUCCUCAAGGGCCUGCUCGACAGCGUCGACCUCCUGCAGGAGAUGGAGUACACCAUGAACAUCCUCUGCGCGCCGCAGGAUAAGGUGGACCUGGGCGAGCUGAUGCUGUCGCUGUGCUACCUGCCCACGGCGGGUCGGCUCACCGUCACCAUCAUCAAGGGACGCAACCUCAAGGCCAUGGACAUCACCGGCUCCUCAGAUCCGUACGUCAAAGUGUACCUACUGUGCGAAGGGAAACGUAUAAAGAAGAAGAAAACAACUGUCAAAAAGGCAACGCUGUGUCCAGUCUACAACGAGGCUCUGGUGUUUGAUGUGCCCGCAGAAAACAUCGAGGACGUGAGCCUCAUUGUCAACGUCAUCGAUUAUGACAGGAUUGGACCAAAUGAACUCAUGGGUUGUACAGCAAUUGGUGCAAGCUUUAUCGGUGUUGGUCGUGACCACUGGCUGGAGAUGCUUGACAACCCACGAAAGCCUGUAGCUCAGUGGUACCCACUGCUUGAUUCUGUUCCUGGCCAGAUUCCUUCUACUGGACCACACCCAUUGCCAGCAAGUUUCAGCUGUCUCAACAGCAGAUGAAGAGAAAGUCACUAAAAUAAACAUGGCACAGAGGAAAACUGGAUGGAGGUUUGCUCAAAAGAGGUACAUUUCCUGAAGAAGGUAAUUGGAUACAUGAUACUGAAAUAA